AUGGAAGAGACCGGUGAAUCGGCCAGUGGACGCGCCAUCGGACAGAAUAUGCAUAUUAUUGACCCGGAUGGCGAAGUGGUCAUUAUCCUGCGCAAUGCGAAUGCCCCCUUUGCGGAGUGGAGUGAUGAUUUGAAUGCGGAACCAAAUGACCCUGGUCCAGCGCAACAGCCCAACUGCGACAAUGACACAGAAAAUAGCCACCGCUUCCAGGUCUCCAUGAAACAUUUAACCCUCGCUUCACCAGUGUUCAAGAAGAUACUCACGGGUGGCUGGAAAGAGAGCGCGACGUAUCUCCAAAAAGGAACUGUUGAGAUCACCGCGGAGAGCUGGGAUAGCGAAGCGCUCUUGAUCCUGCUUCGCGCGAUGCAUUGCCAGAAUGAUCAAUUACCAAAGCAGCUCACUCUUGAGAUGAUUGCCAAACUAGCAAUUCUGGCCGACUACUACGAGUGCCGGGAGGUCCUGGGGUUCUUCUCCAAUAUCUGGGUUCAGGCGUUGGAGAAACCGCCUGCAACACUCUGCCGAGAUUCGAUCCUCUGGCUAUGGAUCUCGUGGUUUUUCAGGCUUCCUGAACAAUUCGAGGAAGUUACCUCGACUGUGAUGUCGCAAAGUAAUGGUUGCAUCGACCAUCUUGGGCUUCCGAUUCCUGCAACACUCAUUGAAACGAUGUAUUCCACCAGAGAGUCGUGGAUUGAUACCAUUAUCAAGCGACUCCGCCAGGCUCAAGCGGACCUGUUCAGUGGCAAGCUAGGGUGUGGUUUAGAGUGCCGCUCCAUCAUGUACGGCGCUCUCACCUUACAGAUGCAUCCAACAGGCCUGCUGUCGCCGAGCCUUAUUGCGCCUUAUCUGGGCGCGAAUUACCAUCAGAUUGUGCAGCAUAUUUCGGCCCUCGCCUCACCAGAAUGGGGGAGUACUUCGAAGUCUGCUAGGGGCAAUCUUAGGCGUCACUCCUGUUCUGCGUCCUCAUUUGUAUGGCUCCUCGGUUACCCGAGUGGCAGCAUCCCCGGUAUUAGCGGAGAAGAUAAGUACUGGUGA
Aspergillus clavatus NRRL 1 is the source of this 1032-nucleotide messenger RNA. Its product is annotated as BTB/POZ domain-containing protein. The record is from RefSeq and is a predicted model, not a curated record. The coding region runs from base 1 to 1032 and encodes 343 amino acids. NCBI's taxonomy places the organism in Eukaryota, Fungi, Ascomycota, Eurotiomycetes, Eurotiales, Aspergillaceae. The transcript is spliced from 3 exons.